Pistacia vera is the source of this 2188-nucleotide messenger RNA. RefSeq names its product wall-associated receptor kinase-like 14. The coding region runs from base 451 to 1815 and encodes 454 amino acids. Gene Ontology annotation, molecular function: protein kinase activity; ATP binding. Gene Ontology annotation, biological process: protein phosphorylation. The record is from RefSeq and is a predicted model, not a curated record. NCBI's taxonomy places the organism in Eukaryota, Viridiplantae, Streptophyta, Magnoliopsida, Sapindales, Anacardiaceae. The transcript is spliced from 2 exons.
GACUAUUUUGGCUAGGGAUAUAUGUAUUGCUGAUAACCGAUGUUUGUCUCUCAGCUUCUCUUCUGUAAAGAUGCUGAAUGCUAGAUCAAAUGUUGAGUAGAAGCUUUACAAAAAUGAAGGCUUAAUUUUGGAUGAUGCUAACAUGAAAUAGAUAUAAAAAAUUUUUCUGAACUUCAUUGAAAUUAAUAAAUUGUAUGAAUGUUGCUUCACAAACCAACUGUAGUUUACUUCACUAUCUGAUGAGGCUAGUCAUCAUUUUGACAAUUAAAUCUGUUACUGGUUACAUGAUUGUAAAGGAAGUGGUGUCAACGCGUAGAUACAAGAGACAAUUAUUUAUUAAGUGAGAUACCAUUUAUUCACUACUGAUGAAAAACUAACAAGAUUGAAACUUUAUGGUUUUGUUGUAUUGUGCUGGUGUGUCUUUACUUAUCUCUUUUUUUCCUCAUUUUCAUGUUAGCAGCUUCUGACUGCAAUUCUAAAAAUUACUUAUCUGGCCGCUGUGGAGGAACCAAAGUUGGUGCUCUCGUUGGAGGACUUAUUGCUGGAGCUUCCAUUGUGACUGUUCUGGCUCUUAUAUGUUACUGCAUCCGAAGGCGAUCUCCUUCUUUUAGAAACCAGCUCAAUGCUAAGCGCCUUCUGUUUCAAGCUGCUGGCAACUCUAGUGUACCGUUUUACCCAUACAAAGAAAUAGAAAGAGCCACCUGUUAUUUCUCUGAGAAACAAAGACUGGGAACUGGUGCCUAUGGUACAGUUUAUGCAGGAAAACUCCACAAUGAUGAAUGGGUUGCUAUAAAAAGGUUUAGAUAUAGAGACACUGACAGCAUUGACCAAGUCAUGAAUGAGAUUAAGCUUCUAUCCUCUGUGAGCCACCCAAAUCUAGUUCGCCUGUUAGGUUGCUGCAUACAGGAAGGUGAACCGAUCCUUGUUUAUGAAUUUAUGCCCAACGGAACUCUAAGUCAGCAUCUGCAAAGAGAGAGAGGCAGUGGACUUCCAUGGACAAUACGGCUUACUAUUGCCACUGAGACUGCUCGGGCUAUUGCCUAUCUCCACUCUGUCAUGAAUCCACCAAUAUAUCACCGAGACAUCAAAUCCAGCAAUAUACUCUUGGAUUUCAACUUUAAGUCUAAGGUAGCGGAUUUCGGUCUUUCUAGACUUGGCAUGACUGAGUCAUCCCACAUUUCAACUGCCCCACAAGGGACUCCAGGCUAUCUUGAUCCUCAAUACCAUCAAUAUUUCCAUCUUUCUGAUAAAAGUGAUGUUUACAGUUUCGGGGUAGUUCUAGUAGAGAUUAUAACUGCAUUGAAGGUGGUUGACUUUUCUCGCCCUCAUAGUGAAGUGAAUUUGGCUGCACUAGCUAUUGACAGGAUUGGGAGAGGUUGUGUGGAUGAGAUAAUAGAUCCAUACCUUGAACCAAAUAGGGAUGCUUGGACACUCUCAUCCAUUCACAAUGUGGCAGAGCUAGCAUUUAGAUGCCUUGCUUUUCAUAGAGACAUGAGGCCCACUAUGACGGAAGUGGCAGAAGAGCUAGAACACAUCAGGGUCAGUUCAUGGGCUUCAAAUAUUUUUAUGGCAUCUCCACAAGCUUCAUGUUGUUCAUCAUCAGACUUUGGUAGCGAGAGAUCACUAGGUAGUAGUAUGAUGAUUAAGAAGGCAGCAGCGAGGAGUCAGAGAUUAAUUGUUCCUGCUAAGGCUGUUGAUUGUCUGGCUACAUUGGAUGAGGUAAAGGAUAGCUCCCCUGUAUCUGUGCAGGAUCCUUGGUUAAGCGAACAGAGUUCACCUUCAACAAACAGCUUGCUGGGUAAUGUAGUUCAGUGACAUGAAAGUUAUUUCUUAAACUUUUGUGAAUACUAUUGGAGUUUACUACAUAUCUUGUAGUUAUGGCUAUUCUCUAUCUCUUGGAUGCUUGAUCUAUUCUCUGUUUGCAGUUCCUCUAAGAGAAUAGUCAGAUUAUCGGAAGUGGAAGAAUGUAGGAGCCAUCACUACACUGAUUAUAAGUAUAUAUUUAUAGAUAUAUCUAAAGCCAGAUUCUAAAAUGGUCUGGUGUUUGUAUGUUUGUGUGAAAGUGUAAGGAUAGAACCAAUCUCAAAGCUGUAUCCCGUUUCUCUUACGGUUUUUAGUUUUUAAUUCAUUAGUAAAGUUUGUUGGCGAUUAAUUUAUAAUAGUGAAUGAACAUAGUUCAUAUUGUAUA